Molecule: messenger RNA, 1398 nt
Organism: Talaromyces stipitatus ATCC 10500
Lineage: Eukaryota; Fungi; Ascomycota; Eurotiomycetes; Eurotiales; Trichocomaceae
Product: kinesin family protein
Exons: 2
Coding region: 1-1350 (449 amino acids)
Biological process (GO): microtubule-based movement
Molecular function (GO): ATP binding; microtubule motor activity; microtubule binding
Source: RefSeq, a predicted model, not a curated record
AUGGAGUUGUUGGUGGAAGUAAUCCAAAGUCUGGCGUAUGCUACUGCAUGGCGACCGCUUUCACAAUCGGAAGCCAAGGCUGGGGAGAUUGAUCGCAAGACGCAGUCAGAUCCUCAACCCCUGUUUUCCGUGUCUGUGAAGCGUCAAGCAUCGUCUGCGGAGAGUCCAUGGAAAAGCUCGGCAGCUUUUCAUACCAUCUUCGAUCCAGAAGAUAGCAACUACAAGGUGUAUACAACGGUCGUAUGGCCACUAAUCGACAAUAUACUCAAAGGCGAGAACUGCAGCUUCUUCGGAUACGGCCAUUCCGGCAGCGGGAAAACACAUACAAUCUUAGGCUACGACUUUCAAGAUACUCAGCAGCUAGGAUUGUGCCUCGCCGCAGCCAAACAGUUAUUCGAUGCACUGCAAUCCCUCAAUAAAGAGAACAAGGGACAGCAGCUGGGCAUCGGACUUAGCGUGUUCGAACUGCGGAACAAAUCAGCUUUUGAUCUUCUUAAUAACCGUGCUCAAUGCCAUAUCAGGGAAGGUUCUGACGGCAAAGUCCAUGUUCGCGGAGAAACAGAAGUGCUGGAAGGGGGCAAGGUCCGAGUUCGUCCCAUCGUUCAACGACCGUGCUGGGAAUUCGAAUCAUUUAAACGAGUGCUCGUUCAGGCGCUUGGACAGCGUGCGACCGGAUCAUCGAGCGUCCACGACCAAAGUUCCAGGACCCACGCAGUGCUUGAACUGGAAAUUGUGAGUCAGGUAUUGCUAGACUCGCGACAUGCCUUGUAUGACCGGCAGUCUGAACUUGUGCCAGUGGGAAAACUUGCUACAGAUAUUAGGGUUGAGGAGGAAUCGAAAGGCUUCAUGCAAACACCAGAUGGGAAAUGGGCACCCAACCCGGAUUAUAAGAUAAAUCAAGAACGCAUAGACGCGGCCGAGGCGGAGAAAGAUCGUUUUGAGGCUCGAGUUAAAGCUGCUGAAGAGGAUAUUGAAACUGUGCUCAAAUUGAGUGGCUCUCCAUGCCUAGGGGCUAAGAUGGUGUUUGUGGACCUGGCCGGUGCGGAGUAUUACGACCGCAAUGCGACUCAAAUGCAAACCAUAAAGCAGGCUGCUCAAGAGCGUCAAGAAGGCCGACAAAUCAAUUCCGACUUAUUGGCACUGAAGGAAGUGAUGAGAGCUUGGGCUCAGAAUCAAAAGAGAAUACCAUUUCGCUCGUCAACUCUGACUAUGGUACUUCGGGAGCAUUUUAUGAGCACGAGGAAGGGAAACUCUGGUAUUAUUGUGACCCUAUCACCAGCAACGGAACAGUAUGAAGCGACACUCAAUUCCCUCAAAUAUGCAAGUCUAGUUGGUGCAGCUGUUGCUUAAUAUACUACAGAUCAGUGAGGUAUGCAUGGAUAUAGAUAUAACUAAUGG